CCUUGGAGCAACAAGUACAUCGAGGGGCGUGGCUUUCAUGAUGGUCAAUCCAGUACUCUCCGUCAUAUCAAUCCCCUCAUCGCCCACCGUCCAAAAGUCAAAAGAGUGCAACAACCUAGCCAACACGAAAUGCAUCAUCUGCAGGCCGAAGUUGUAGCCCGGGCAGAUCCUCCGGCCAGCGCCAAAUGGGAUCAGCUCGAAAUCCGAGCCCCGGACAUCCAUAUUCUUGUGAGUGCUCAGAAAUCUCUCAGGCUUGAAUUCCAAGGCAUCGGGGCCCCACACGUGCGGCCACGUUCCCUUGGGUAUGUGGUAGCCUCCUACUGUGCAGUCCUCGGAAAACUCACGGGUGCCGCCAAGGGGGCCUGCAGGAUAUACCAGAUUGCGGAUGUCUGA
Molecule: messenger RNA, 393 nt
Organism: Striga asiatica
Lineage: Eukaryota; Viridiplantae; Streptophyta; Magnoliopsida; Lamiales; Orobanchaceae
Source: the annotation of a GenBank genome assembly